AUGAGUUCUCUCGCAUUUCGUGUUUCUCUCACGUUCUCCGUACACACCUCGCCAAACCGGUCUGUGCGAUCAAGUGAAGAACCUGGCAACUUUACGACCAUGUUCUUGACUAUGAUCAUCUUUGCCGAUCCGAUGAGAAGAAUUCAACCACGGAUUAGUGUUCUUUAUCGACUUCACAGAGGACCUCAUCGGGGUGACUAUCCUGACAUCAUGGAUGAGGAUGUUCGAGAGUAG
Molecule: messenger RNA, 234 nt
Organism: Aspergillus tubingensis
Lineage: Eukaryota; Fungi; Ascomycota; Eurotiomycetes; Eurotiales; Aspergillaceae
Exons: 2
Coding region: 1-234 (77 amino acids)
Source: RefSeq, a predicted model, not a curated record